GGCGCAUUUCUUGCCCGAGUCAUUCAGCCUGGCACUCACCAAGCUGGCCCCAACCAAAUACCUUGCCAAUUGCAGACCUCUCCUCAAAUCGCGGCAGCCAUGUCCACCCAAAACCUAUACGACCAGCGCAUCUUUGCCGCAUCAAACAACUCCUCCAACGGCCAGGUCGGCGACGGCACGCGCUUCCACUACCGGCAGGACGGCCGCGUGGUCUGGGCCGAGUACUCGGGCGGCUCCAUCGCAAAGGGCUUCCUGAUCGCCACCGUCGCCGACGACGACUCGCUCGACAUGCGAUACCAGCACGUUGACACCUCGGGCGAGAUCAGGACCGGCAAGUGUCUCUCGCGUCCGGAGAUGCUCGCCGACGGGAGGUUGCGAUUGCACGAGGAGUGGCAGUGGACGAGUGGGGAUCUUUCAGAGGGCGUCUCGACGUUGGAGGAGAUUGUGGAGAAGUGAGGAAGGAGGAGAGGAGAGACCAUGGGGAAAGGAACAGGUUUAAUUGUUCGGCGUUCGCGCGAUAGCCAUUGCCCAAACUUUUGGCCAAGCUGGUAAACUUGGGCAACUAGAACUAGCACCUACAGCAACAGACUUGAGCGCCCCUCACACCACUCGGCCAAACCCAUGCAACCCGGCCGGAAUCUCUCAAGAAAAGAGUAUCUGUCACCCUUGUCAAGAUCAGAUAUUUCAACAAUCUCAAUGCCUCCCAAUAACAAGCUAUUAGCUCUCCAGGGCUGACACUAUUGCCUUUGCUGGCAUGUGGUUUUGGGCAUUUAUUAUAUUUUAAAGUUUCGUCAAGGAAUGGGCUGGGAUUGACCCAGGCGCAACGAUACGAAAUUUAUCACGGCUAGGGUUAGGAACACCAAGAUAUCGUCUGAAAGACAAGAGUGCCAGUUAUUCAAUCCAAGGCGGACUUUACCUAACAAAAGCGACUACCAACGCACCAAGGGCAGCCCUCCAGCAGGUACUAUACAGUUCAACGUAGCUCUAGCUAGCCAUAUAAAUAUAUCAAGCAAUCGUAGGAAGCUGCUUGUUCACCAGCGAUCAGGUGCAGACGGCGCCGACGGGGGAUAGGA
Molecule: messenger RNA, 1073 nt
Organism: Pyricularia oryzae 70-15
Lineage: Eukaryota; Fungi; Ascomycota; Sordariomycetes; Magnaporthales; Pyriculariaceae
Exons: 1
Coding region: 100-456 (118 amino acids)
Source: RefSeq, a predicted model, not a curated record